Messenger RNA from Dicentrarchus labrax (European seabass), 2239 nucleotides. RefSeq names its product vestigial-like family member 2b (gene vgll2b). NCBI's taxonomy places the organism in Eukaryota, Metazoa, Chordata, Actinopteri, Moronidae. The record is from RefSeq and is a predicted model, not a curated record. The transcript is spliced from 4 exons. Bases 247 to 1170 code for a protein of 307 amino acids. Gene Ontology annotation, biological process: regulation of transcription by RNA polymerase II. Gene Ontology annotation, cellular component: nucleus.
GGACAGGACACCCUCAUGCUUGCUCCAUAGACCUCACCACAUUUUGCUGCCGCAGCUGUUGUGGCGCACACACGGAGCAGAGAGGUGCGCUCUUUCUGGUGACUAUGUCGAGUCUGGCCAGGGCUUUUUCAACCUAAUCAGCAACCAACGAGCCCGUUUCUCCUCGGCAUAAAAACCGGAAUGUUGUCACUCUCUCUUUCAGCAAGGUCGGUUUCCACAGAACAGUGAAGACACCGCUCAUUUACCAUGAGCUGUUUGGAUGUUAUGUACCCAGCCUAUGGACAUUACGCACCGUACGCAUCGACUGCUCCUGCAUUUUUCAAUAGCUUACAGGCUCCCACAGGUCUGAGCAGAACUUCUUCUCACUGCCGGGAUUUUAUGGACACUCCCAGGGGUCCCGAGGGGAUGUCUGGGGGCCCAGGCACUGGAGGAUCAACUUCCUCCUCAUCGUCAUCCAGCUCUUCCUCAUCCUCCUACACGCCUGCAGCUUUGAGGCCAGAGGAGGGCCCCAAGGAGAAGCAGGAGGCCCCUGAGGCUGAGUACCUGACUUCUCGCUGUGUCCUCUUCACCUACUACCAGGGAGACAUCAGCAGCGUGGUGGACGAGCACUUCUCCAGGGCCCUCAGCUCCUACAUGGAUGGAGAGGGCAAACGGCGGGCAUCAGACCAACAGGGCACAGAUACCCCUUCACCUAGCAGUCGACGAAGCUUCCCCCCUUCCUUCUGGGACAGUAACUACUCCUCACCUCAGAGUCGGUCCCACUGUGAGACGGGUGCUCCUUCCUAUUCCAUGGACCCAUACGCAUCAGGGUUGCACCCGGGCCUGUCUCACCCACACGCUCAUCCCCACCCACAUGCUCAUCCUCACUCCCACCCCCACCCACCAGAAAGCUGGGCAUAUCCCCAGGCCCAAGCCUACGGGCCCCCGCGGCCUCUCCACGAACUGUAUUCACCAUCGGCUUUGGAGCCCCACUAUGGGCCGUUGCUCAUGCCCACGGUGAGACCACCUCAUCUCCCUACCUUGCCAAGCCACUAUGAAGUGAGCAAGCUGGAGCCCACUGCUUCCUGGCCUGGCCUGCUUCCUCCAGGAGAUGUCAGCCAGACGCUGGCACUAAACAUGGAUGCAGGCCUCCAGCAGCACAAGAAAGGCAAGGAGCUGUACUGGUUCUAACGAGCCCUUCAGUCACAUUGACCAGCCAUUACCAGAUCCAAUUAGUCCCUGGACCUGCUCCGCUAUUGAAGCAGCGUGUCCCUUUAUCCCCCCCACACACUCCAUCCCCAUCUAUCCACCCCCUUCUCUCUCUGCUCCUGGCCUCCCCUGCCAGUAUACAGCCUUGCUCCAGGUUGACGUGUGUGCACCAUGGAGAUAAAGCAGAGCGAGGGAGAGAGAGAGAGAGAGAGAGAGAGAGAGAGAGAGAGAGAGAGAGAGACACUGUCUAUAAUCUGUGCUGUUGCUCUCUCUUUCGCAUCUCUCUCUCCUGACGCUGCCGGUGCAGCACAGACCUUGGCAAGGUGCGAGCCACAGUGACCUGUUUGGACUGAGAAAGACAGGAUCACAACAGACUUUUGCAGAGGACAGAGAGAUAGAGGGAUGAAUGGAGGGACAGAGGGAUGAAUAGCGGCAAGCAGGGAUUCCCUCCAACGUCCCUGGUUAUCUCUGUCCCAUGUUCUUUGUUGGUACAGUGGUUGUCAUCAUCCACUUAUCUGCAUUGCACAAAUGCAACAUGCAGCGAUAAAACAGGAGCAGCAAUUAUGGCGGUUUAUGCUUUGUGACUGUCAUCAUGAUGCCUUUUUUUGGUUAUUAUAUAAUUUUGUUCUCUGAAAUAAGGUGUUUCUAUUUAUUGAUGUUUAUGUGCAUUUCUAAAAUGUUUGGUUAGGCCAGUGUUCUGAAAUAAUUGUAAUUCAGUUAAUUGUGUUUUCUAAAGAGAGAGGUAAUGGAGAUGACAAUACCACGCGUUUCUGGUGGAGUUUUUCAUCUAUCUAUGAAGGAAUAUUUUGUGGUCAUUUCUCAAAAACAUAUCAAAAAUGUGUUCAGCUCAACAAGUAUGUGUUUGCUCUGAACAGACUCAAAGAUUGUGUUCUAUCAAUUUGUUGAUGUUCCCUUUUAGUUCUCUGCGACGUUCUUGGGUGUUUUGAAUUUGGACUUUCUAAAUACUUUUUGAAUUUUCUUUUUUGUGUGUGUCAUUUCCCAUUUUUGUGUCCAAGAAGAUUGUGAUGUCAAUAAAUAUUUUUAUGGUAAA